This is a messenger RNA of Cryphonectria parasitica EP155, 1896 nucleotides long. RefSeq lists its product as uncharacterized. The record is from RefSeq and is a predicted model, not a curated record. NCBI's taxonomy places the organism in Eukaryota, Fungi, Ascomycota, Sordariomycetes, Diaporthales, Cryphonectriaceae. The coding region runs from base 151 to 1896 and encodes 581 amino acids. The transcript has 5 exons. Gene Ontology annotation, molecular function: metal ion binding.
GGGGGGGUAUUUAACUUUUCCUAUUCAUCUAUUUAAACGAUGAAAGGUAAGUCUUUUUGAGUGUUGGUGUCCCAAGUUCAAGCAUAGUCUUUGUUACGCCCUCUUCAAAGCAGCAACAGACACCUAGACACAAGAAAAACUAUCCUCUACAUGCAAGCACGCACUUCUCAACCCAUGUAUCCGUGCCCUGAAUACUUCAUUGUCCGCCGCGGCGCUCGCCAGGACACCAUGGUGCCGCUUGUCGCUGCGGAUCAGCUCCCUGAGUGGCUGCAACUCGCCGGCGUCCCGCGCGAGCUCAGGGCCGAGCAGGCCAGUGGGCUCGUCAGUCUCGGGAUUCUCAGCCGGGAGGACGACAGCGUUUACGAGGUAUGUCUGCGCACAGAUAUGAUCCGGGCCAUCCUGAACGGCACGGAAAUUGAGCCUGAGACGCCGGGUUUUUCUGCUACGGAGAAGGGCACAGAGGAGGAUCACAGAAAGAAGGGGAAGAGGGAGGAGGAGGAAGCUGGGCUGCAGUAUUUUGCUGCAGCGCCCCGGAAGGAUACAGUGACGAUGACGACGUCGACUGCCGAGAGGAUGGCUCAGAGCGAUAAACCACAGGAAAGAUCGUCGCCUCGCACCGCUGGGAUGCGAGCAGCGGUAGCAACUGCGGAAGCAAUGGUACGCUGCAAUAGUAACGAGGUCACAGUCUCUGCGGCAAGCCGAGAGCGGAUUCGUGCUGAGAAGCCAGACAAGCCUCACCACCACCACCAACAUCAUCACUACCAGCAGCAUGAGAACAGACAGAAGGCACCUGGGCUGGCCUUCUCGGAUCCUAGGCUCAUCAUGACACCCCGGCAUAACACAAUCGACACUCAGCACCGUGGUACCAAGGAACACAACAAACCUGUCAUGGGCAAUAUGAACACCACUUACUGCCGACACUGGUGCCACCAUGGCACAUGCAAAUGGGGACGUGGGUGCCGAUACCAGCACCGAAUGCCGACGAGCUGGGAGGGCCUGCGCGAGAUUGGGCUCAAGGACUUUCCUACCUGGUAUCUCCUGGUGAUGGGCGCUGAAGGGUUCCCUGCUGGGCCGAGAAGAGGAGGAGAAGAUAUAGACGUGGAUAUGCACGUGGCCAGCGCCAAUACAGACGACAGUCGCUUGACCAGCCCGAGACAUUCCUUUCACCCGGCAGAAGCCCUUCUCUCGACGUCGUCAUCCUCUCCCUCUUCCUCUUCCUCCCGGCACUCUGAGACUCACAGACCCGCCAACCUCUCACAGCAGUACCACCAUCAGCCCUCGCCCAUGGACCUCCGCCUUAUGCAAGGGCGUAUGUCGGCCCUCCUCUCUGGGAGCACGGAAAUGAGCAAUCGGCAGAAGCUACGUCAGAUCAAGGAAAUGCGCGAGCUAUUCCUGCGGACCAGCAAUGCAUCCUCCAGACCAGCAUCGUUUCCCGAACCUGCCACCAGCCUCCAAAACAACGCCACCAUGCUCCGAAGACGACAAGGAGGUACCCAGGGAGUUGGCAUCCAUCCCCAGGGCAGUUUCAACCUAUAUACCGACGAAAACAGCAUGGUGGCCCCCACGGUCAGCCUGAGUGCUGCAGGCAGGAGGCACGGCGCGCAGGAGGAGGAGGGGCAGCAGAGGGAUGCAAAGGUGACGGUGGAGAGCCUGACCCCGGCGGACAUGAUUAAAAAAGACAGGAGUAUUGGCACAGCCAGUGGCGGGAAGGCUAUUGGGCCGUACGGCGAGGAUGACGACGAUGAGGACUUGCGUGGGAGGUUGUCGCCGGCUUGUGGACAUCGAUUGAAAAAUCCAUCAAUUCCGGCUGUUGACAACUUCGAUUUCCGUUCGCGCGUUUCUUUCUCCGAGGCUGAUGCUGUACAUCGCUAUUCGGUUGGGCGGCGACGGUUUUAG